CCUGGCUGAGCCUUCGGCCGGCCGCCUAGCUUUCUACCCUUCCUGUGGCCUCAGAAGCCUGCUUACCUGCCUGAUACACCGAACCCUGACAUUCGGGGGCCUCAUGGCUGCCACCUGUGAGAUCAGCAACGUUUUUAGUAACUACUUCAACGCCAUGUACAGUUCAGAAGACCCCACUUUAGCUCCUCCUGCUCCUCCGACUACCUUUGGUGCUGAAGACUUGGUGUUGACCCUGAACAACCCGCAGAUGUCUCUGGAAGGUCCAGAGAAGGCAAGCUGGUCUAGGGAGCAGCCCCAGUUCUGGUCAAAGACCCAGGUACUGGACUGGAUCAGCUACCAAGUGGAGAGGAACAAGUAUGACGCCAGUUCCAUUGACUUCUCCCGCUGUGACAUGGAUGGGGCCACCCUCUGCAGCUGUGCCCUUGAGGAGCUUCGACUAGUCUUUGGGCCUCUGGGAGAUCACCUCCAUGCCCAGCUUCGGGACCUUACCUCCAGCUCGUCUGAUGAACUCAGUUGGAUCAUCGAGCUGUUGGAGAAGGAUGGCGGCAUGGCCUUCCAAGAGGGCCUGGGAGACUCGGGGGCCUAUGAUCAAGGAAACCCUUUCGCCCAGGAGCUGUUUGAUGACGGCCGCCAGGCCAGCCCCUACUUCUACGGCAGUAGCUAUGGCCCUAGAGCGCCCUCCCCUGGUAGCUCUGAUGUCUCCAUUGCUGGGACGGCUACUCCCCAGAGUUCCCAUUCCUCUGACUCCGGUGGAAGUGACGUGGACCUGGACCUUACUGAAAGCAAGGUCUUCCCUAGAGGUGGCUUUCCUGACUAUAAGAAGGGGGAACCCAAGCAUGGGAAGAGGAAGCGGGGGCGUCCCCGAAAGCUGAGCAAAGAGUACUGGGAUUGCCUGGAGGGCAAAAAGAGCAAGCACGCCCCGAGAGGUACACACCUGUGGGAGUUCAUCCGGGACAUCCUCAUCCACCCUGAGCUCAACGAAGGCCUCAUGAAGUGGGAGAACCGGCAUGAGGGUGUAUUCAAGUUUCUUCGUUCAGAGGCUGUGGCCCAGCUAUGGGGCCAAAAGAAAAAGAACAGCAACAUGACCUAUGAGAAACUGAGCCGGGCCAUGAGGUACUACUACAAACGGGAGAUCCUGGAACGGGUGGAUGGCCGGAGGCUCGUCUACAAGUUUGGCAAGAACUCCAGUGGCUGGAAGGAAGAAGAGAUUGUGCAGAGCCGGGAUUAAGGGUCAGGACCCAGAACCUGACUCAGACAUGAACUUCUGAAGCCCUCCUGGAGGGAAUGGCAGGCCAGGCCGGGAGGCCCCCUUGAUGAGGACGUG
Messenger RNA from Acomys russatus (golden spiny mouse), 1324 nucleotides. RefSeq names its product E74 like ETS transcription factor 3 (gene Elf3). The record is from RefSeq and is a predicted model, not a curated record. Lineage: Eukaryota; Metazoa; Chordata; Mammalia; Rodentia; Muridae. Bases 104 to 1228 code for a protein of 374 amino acids. Gene Ontology annotation, cellular component: nucleus. Gene Ontology annotation, biological process: regulation of transcription by RNA polymerase II; cell differentiation. The transcript is spliced from 9 exons. Gene Ontology annotation, molecular function: sequence-specific DNA binding; DNA-binding transcription factor activity, RNA polymerase II-specific.